CCCACACGCCUGGAGCAGAGGGUCUGUGUCAAGAGCGGCGGGGGCUGUGAGAGGUGAGAGAGACGGGUGAGGGCGCCGCGGGGCGGGCGGGGGAAGAGAGCGCUGGGCGUACCGAGAGGGCAGAGGGAGAAAGAAAGGGAGGAACUCCCCGGGGUCGAGGAGCUUUGGGGCCCGCGCUCGGGCCAGAGCGGAAGGGGAGCGCUCCUCCGUCCCGUGCCCGGGAGCACGGAUUGAACGAACUCCGGCGCUGCGCACGACCGUCUCUCUGGAGCUCGCUGCCCCGCUGCCCGCCUCGCAGUGAGCUCUCAGGCUGCAGACUUAAGAGGAACCUGAGAGAAGGGAUGUGUAGCCGGGAAGUUGAACUAACAGGCCUCAGGCUCUGCCACCCUCCCUAUGAUGGCUGAAGUGGCAACUGAGGGCACCGAGAUUCCCACACAGAUGUCCCCAGCAGCCCUGGAGGUGUCUACCCUGCCCCUUGGAGAGAUAAUGGAGAUGUCCGCAGGGGUGACUGAAAUGACCCCUGGGGAGGCCCUGGCCUCCUCCCUCUUCUUCCAGCACCACCAGUUCAUGUGCUCUGAGUGCGGGAGCCUCUACAACACACUGGAGGAUGUCCUCUCCCACCAGGAGCAGCACGUGCCUGCCACACUGGACACAGCUCCGCUGGCCACACACGAGGCCAGUCUAGAGCCUGGCAGCCUUGAGGAUGGGCCUUUCCAAUGCUGUGAGUGCAGCCAGCUCAUCCUCUCCCCCACUGAGCUGCUAGCUCACCAGGAUGCCCACCUUCGGGAGUCCACCAGCCAGAUCCAGUACCAGUGCGGGGACUGCCAGGAGCUGUUCCCCUCUCCAGAACUGUGGAUGGCCCAUCGCCAAACCCAGCAUCUGCCGGCAGUGCCGGUGGCAGAGCCUCCAGGGCCCCUUCCCCUGCCACCGCCAACACCCCCUGCACCUCCUGAACUAAAGAUGGAGCCCUAUGAAUGUCCUGAGUGUUCAGCCCUGUGUGCCACCCCGGAGGAGUUUCUAGAACACCAAGGCACCCACUUUGACUCCCUAGAGAAAGAAGAGCGCAAUGGGCUGGAGGAAGAGGAGGAAGAUGAGGAGGAGGAAGAGACAGGGGAUGAGGAGGCAGCCACGGAGGUAGGCGAUGAUGCUUUAGGAGGGAACAAGGCCACUGCAGGCCAGGCCCCGGGCUGUGGGGAUUGUCUCCAACACAGGACCUCCAGUGGGGUACGCCGGCGACACCGGCGGGCAUCUAGGGGCCCCGCCACGGCCACCCACCCCUUUCACUGCGGCCAGUGCCAGCGUAGCUUCAGCUCUGCCAACCGGCUGUUGGCCCACGGGCGGGCCCACGUGGGGGGCACACAUGAGUGCCCCGCCUGCUCCAAGGUGUUCAAGAAAGCCGCUUCCCUGGAGCAGCACGUGCGGCUGCACCGUGGCGAGGCCCGGUACCUGUGUGUGGACUGCGGCCGCGGAUUUGGUACUGAGCUCACGCUAGUGGCGCAUCGGCGGGCACACACCGCCAACCCGCUGCACCGCUGCCGCUGUGGCAAAACCUUCAGCAACAUGACCAAGUUCCUCUACCACCGGCGUACUCACUCUGGCAAGAGUGGAGUACCCCCCACCACCACGGCAGGCUCCCCAGCACCCCCUGAGCCUGCACCCCCACCCCCACCUCCAGUCCCAGCCCCACCUGUGCAGCUGCCCUGCCCUCAGUGCUCCAAGUCCUUUGCCUCAGCCUCCCGGCUCUCCCGACACCGGCGCUCAGUCCACGGGCCCCCUGAGCGGCGGCACCGCUGCGGCAUCUGCGGUCGGGGCUUUAAGAAGCUGGUGCACGUGCACAACCACCUGCGCACGCACACGGGCGAGCGGCCCUUCCAGUGCCACUCAUGCGGCAAGACCUUCGCCUCUCUGGCCAACCUCAGCCGCCACCAGCUGACGCACACGGGCGUGCGGCCCUACCAGUGCCUGGACUGCGGCAAGCGCUUCACCCAGAGCUCCAACCUGCAGCAGCACCGCCGGCUGCACCUGCGGCCUGUGGCCUUCGCCCGUGCGCCCCGCCUGCCCAUCGCUGGCCUCUACAACAAGAGUCCCUACUACUGCAGUACCUGCGGCCGCUGGUUCCGUGCCCUGGCCGGCCUGCGGCUGCACCAGCGUGUCCACUCUCGCACCCGGACUCUGCCAAUCCCUCCGCACCCCCGCUCCCCACCCCCUGCACCGCCCCCACCCCCCGAGCCCCAGCAGACAAUCAUGUGCACAGAGCUUGGGGAGACCAUUGCCAUCAUCGAGACCUCACAGCCGCUGGCACUAGAGGACACGCUACAGCUGUGCCAGGCAGCGCUGGGGGCCAGCGAGGCGGGCGGGCUGCUGCAGUUGGACACAGCCUUCGAGUGAGCCAGAGAGCAGGAGAGCAGCAAUAAAAGCGUUUGGUUGCA
Sorex fumeus (smoky shrew) is the source of this 2429-nucleotide messenger RNA. It is a transcript of the gene ZNF526, whose product is annotated as zinc finger protein 526. Lineage: Eukaryota; Metazoa; Chordata; Mammalia; Eulipotyphla; Soricidae. The record is from RefSeq and is a predicted model, not a curated record. Bases 394 to 2388 code for a protein of 664 amino acids. The transcript is spliced from 2 exons.